Pyricularia pennisetigena is the source of this 1593-nucleotide messenger RNA. RefSeq lists its product as uncharacterized. The record is from RefSeq and is a predicted model, not a curated record. Bases 1 to 1593 code for a protein of 530 amino acids. NCBI's taxonomy places the organism in Eukaryota, Fungi, Ascomycota, Sordariomycetes, Magnaporthales, Pyriculariaceae. Gene Ontology annotation, biological process: amino acid transmembrane transport. Gene Ontology annotation, molecular function: L-amino acid transmembrane transporter activity. Gene Ontology annotation, cellular component: membrane. The transcript is spliced from 3 exons.
AUGACAACCAAACCCAAUCGACCAAGAGGCUCGUCCAUUGUCUACCCUGCAUUGGGCAUCACAGAAAUGAUGCCUGACUCAUCAGAGAACGACGGUCGACAGCAGGCCAGCGUUGAAACGCCACUGCUUGGAGAUGGAGCAUCGUCGCCCAAUGGCAACUACGACAGCACAGGAGGCUUUGGUGGCGCCGUUAGCCAGGAACACGACCUGGAGCUGCGGCCGGUCGCGUUUGCCCACAAGUUUGGAGCAAAGGAGGCCUUUGCCAUCAUUGUCUCCAUCGUCAUCGGCAGCGGCAUCUUCACUUCGCCGGGAGCAAUCGACGCCAAUGUCCCGUCACCGGGCGUAGCCUUGUCGGUAUGGCUGGUAGGUGGUCUGCUGGCUUGGACUGGCGCCAGCACCCUCGCUGAGCUGGGGACCGCCAUUCCUGGAGAAGGUGGUGUCCAGGCCUACCUGAGCUACAUUUUUGGUGAUCUCUUUGGUCACCUCGCCGCCUGGACCUGGAUCUUUGGCGUUAUGCCCGUGACCCUGGCCAUUCUCUGCAUCGUCUUCAUCUCAAACAUCCUGGCUGCUUUCAACCUGACAGAGACGCACAACAGCGACAUCACAAAGAUCUUUGCCUUCCUCCUAGCCACCGUGACCUGCGCAAGCACCCUUCUAGGCUCUGCGCGGAUCAACAAGCUCAACUCUUUCUUCGUCAUCGUCAAGCUGUUGACGGUUUGUCUAGUUGUCACUGCCGCCCUGACGGUGGUGCUACUUGUCUUGAUCGAUCCGAGCAAGAACGACACCGUCGGAGGCCAGGACUGGCGCGAGAGGAACUGGUUCGCCAUCCGCAACUCCCCGACCACCGAGUGGGAUCAGCUUGGCGCAUGGGAGAUGGUUGGUCGUUUUUCCGCCGCCCUGUACGCAGCGCUUUGGGGGUAUUGCGGGUGGGACAAGGCUGUCUACGUGUCUCCGGACCUGCGGAACCCGUCUAAGCAGCUGCCGAGGGCUAUCAACACUGCUCUACCGACCAUAAUCGUGUGCUUCGUGGCAGCGAACGCGGCAUACUACGUUUUGCUCCCAUGGAUUGUUGUGCCGAGCAGCGACACCGUGGCAGUGGACGCAUUCUCUCGGUUGCUCGGCCAGUGGGCAGGGUUUGCCUCGACAGUUCUCGUCUGCACCAUAAUAUUAGGCUCGCUGGUCGGAAACACAUUCAUCACCAUCAAGAUGACCCUGGCAGCCGCCAACAGGGGCUACCUUCCACAGGCGUGCGGCGGGGUCGAAGGCGAAGACCCCGUCGUGGCAACGGUCAUGGCACUGGUCCUGUCCGCCGUGUACAUUGCCGGCGGCUCGUUCCGCUUCCUCGUCCUCUUCAACGGCCUAGCCGAGUACAGCUUCUUCUUCCUGGCGGCCAUCGGCGCUCUCGUGCUGCGGAAGCGCGAGCCGGACCUGGAGAGGCCCUACAAGACUUCGAUCGCGGGCCCGGUGGUGUUUGCUGUGGUCAGUGGGUUCGUCGUCGUCAGGGGCGCCAUCUUUGCGCCGGUCCAGGCCGUCUGUCUGGUCGGGCUCUGGGGGAUCUCGAGCGUGGUCAGACUUUAUCAGACGCACCUGUGA